Branchiostoma floridae (Florida lancelet) is the source of this 1242-nucleotide messenger RNA. RefSeq names its product trans-L-3-hydroxyproline dehydratase-like. Gene Ontology annotation, molecular function: hydro-lyase activity. The transcript is spliced from 3 exons. The coding region runs from base 21 to 1103 and encodes 360 amino acids. Lineage: Eukaryota; Metazoa; Chordata; Leptocardii; Amphioxiformes; Branchiostomatidae. The record is from RefSeq and is a predicted model, not a curated record.
UGAAGCAUCUAAGCGCGUGUAUGAGCUCUGACCAAGUGACGGAGGUCAAAAUGGCCCCAUCAAAACGACAGAAAACUUUCUCUGACUCCGAAUCGCCUCCGUUUGUCAUCAAAACAGUCGAGAUGCACACGGGCGGUGAACCUGUACGAAUCAUCACCGAGGGAUAUCCCAAAAUCGAAGGGAAAACCAUCCUAGAGAAGCGGGCCUACGUUCGGGACCACCUGGACGUACUCCGGAAGAGGUUGCUUUGGGAGCCGAGAGGCCACUAUGACAUGUACGGGGCCCUGCUGGUCGAGCCAGACGACAAAACUGCGGAUAUCGGCGUGCUUUUCAUGCACAACAAUGGCUAUGGUACCAUGUGCGGGCACGCUUGUAUCGGGCUGGGGCGAUACGUGGUAGAUAAAGGGAUAGUUCCCGCGAAAAGCCCAGAAACAGAACUGGUUAUCCAGUGCCCGACCGGCCCGGUGAAAGUCUGGGUAGAUUAUCAAGACGGACGAAGUGGGCGUGCCAGAUUCCACAGUGUUCCAGCGUUUGUCUUUGCGCUCGACCAAGAAGUCGACGUUCCCAACUACGGGCGGGUGAAGGUAGACAUCGCUUCCGGAGGGGCGUUCUACGCCUUUCUCCCCGACAGCUCUCUGGGGCUAGAUCUCCGUACAGCUCCUAUUGAAGCCGUCAGGAGUGCCGCAAUAGCAGUGACAGAAGCCGUGAGAAAAACCGUGAAGUUACGCCACCCGGAACACCCGGACAUGGCGUACCUGGACGGGACGAUCAUUACGGACGGGCGGGACGAGUACGACGAGACGCCGACGGUUCACACCAGUGUGUUCGGCGGGUCGUUCGUGGACCGGUCUCCUUGUGGAUCGGGUACAACAGCAAGAGUUGCUAUACUGCACCGCCGUGGGCAGCUCGACCUGUCCAAAGCGCGGCAGUUCGCGAGCGGCCCCACGGGCUCGGUGAUGACGGGCCGGCCGGUGAGAGAGACCAGGUGGGGAGAGUUCGACGCUGUGAUCGUGGAAGUGGCGGGAAAUGCGUACUACACCGGAACCGCAGAGUUUACAGUCGAGCCGGACGACCCGCUGAAAGAUGGCUUCCUUGUCAAGUGAUUGUCGUGUUCUAUAUAUACGACUGUUAAGGAGGGCCGCACUUCCAUUUUUCUGUCGUUACACUCUUUUAAUCAACUUUUAUCGUCAUCACUGGAGCUGUUUUGUUUCACACGAGUUUCUAUAAAGGACUGAAAAAUGA